AUGCCUCCGUAUAACUACUCGCCCGUCUACUUAUCGCCGCCUCCUGCGCCACCGUCAUCUUAUGGCGAGCCCAGUUCCUCAUGGCCAAUACCUACGUUCGAGUUGCGAGUCGAGGAUCUCGCCCAUCCCGGCGCGCGGAUGUUCUUGGAGAGCACUCAGCCCGCGGACGCGCUGAAGGACGCAGUAGUCGCUGUAUGCAGCUCGCUGUAUACGCAUGAAAGCGUGCCCAUGAACGUCCGCAGCGUCCUCCUGGUGCUGCGCUCCGGGAUGGGCGUCCCCGCGUACACGACCGGCGGGCCCACACACAAGGAGAUCAACGUCUCCCUCGACCACAUCCGGAACUGCGCCGUACGGGCCAAGGACGAGAUCCUGGGCGUGCUCACGCACGAAAUGACACAUUGUUAUCAGUACAAUGCACGCGGGACAUGCCCCGGGGGCUUCGUCGAGGGCAUAGCAGAUUGGGUCCGAUUACGUGCAGGUUUCGUUCCGCCACACUGGAAAGCAGGCCGAGGAGAUAAAUGGGACGCGGGGUAUGACUCCACCGCGUACUUCCUCGAGUGGAUCGAGAGCCGGUACGGCUGUGGUACCGUCCGUGAGCUGAAUGCGACGAUGAAGGACAAGGAGUACACUCCCGCUAUAUUCGAGGAACUGACAGGGCAUGACGUGAAAGGGUUGUGGAAGUUGUAUGGAGAAUAUCUCGCUACCAAUCCAAAGAGCUCUUGA
Sparassis crispa is the source of this 723-nucleotide messenger RNA. RefSeq names its product plant basic secretory protein. The record is from RefSeq and is a predicted model, not a curated record. The coding region runs from base 1 to 723 and encodes 240 amino acids. NCBI's taxonomy places the organism in Eukaryota, Fungi, Basidiomycota, Agaricomycetes, Polyporales, Sparassidaceae. The transcript has 3 exons.